Messenger RNA from Neltuma alba, 471 nucleotides. Its product is annotated as omega-hydroxypalmitate O-feruloyl transferase-like. The coding region runs from base 1 to 471 and encodes 156 amino acids. The record is from RefSeq and is a predicted model, not a curated record. The transcript has a single exon. Gene Ontology annotation, molecular function: acyltransferase activity, transferring groups other than amino-acyl groups. Lineage: Eukaryota; Viridiplantae; Streptophyta; Magnoliopsida; Fabales; Fabaceae.
AUGGCAAAGGCAAAAGAAUUAAAGGAGGCUGAGCUUGAUGUGAAGCAAGUAGGAGGACCAGUUCUGGUUGGACCAGCAGAGGAAACAGAGAGAGGGCUUUACUUCCUUUCAAACCUUGACCAGAACGUAGCAGUUAUGGUUCGUACAGUUUAUUGUUUCAAAUCUGCAGGUUCAAGAGGGAACGAGGAUGCUGCAACAGUAAUCAGACAAGCAUUGUCCAAGAUUCUUGUCCCUUAUUACCCCAUGGCUGGCAGGUUAACUUUAAGUUCUGAAGGGAAGUUGAUAGUUGAUUGCACUGGUGAAGGUGUGAUGUUCGUUGAGGCUGAAGAAACAAACUGUGAUGAGAUUGAGGAAAAUGGAGAUUUGAUCACAAACCCUAAUCCUUCAACUCUUGGGAAACUGGUUUAUAGUGUUCCUGGUGCCAACAACAUACUUGAGAUGCCUCUUAUGACUGUUCAGGUUUCACUUUGA